Saccostrea echinata is the source of this 2444-nucleotide messenger RNA. RefSeq names its product vitamin K epoxide reductase complex subunit 1-like protein 1. The record is from RefSeq and is a predicted model, not a curated record. Bases 36 to 548 code for a protein of 170 amino acids. Gene Ontology annotation, molecular function: vitamin-K-epoxide reductase (warfarin-sensitive) activity. The transcript is spliced from 3 exons. Lineage: Eukaryota; Metazoa; Mollusca; Bivalvia; Ostreida; Ostreidae. Gene Ontology annotation, biological process: vitamin K metabolic process; peptidyl-glutamic acid carboxylation.
UCGGCAAAGACGCAAAUUGGAUUUUUUUUGUGAAAAUGGGCAGUAGGUCUUCAAAAACAUCGAAAACUGUCAUUCUUUUGUGUUGUGCAGUAGGAACUCUGCUGUCUGUAUAUGCUUUAUAUGUAGAAAUAAAUGCAGAGCACGAUAAAAAUUACCGCGCAAGCUGUGAUAUCAGUCCCUCGGUCAGUUGCUCGAAAGUGUUUAAAUCAAGAUGGGGCAAAGGAUUUGGGCUGAUUGGCCUUUUAAUUGGAGAUGAUCAUCCACUCAAUCUACCCAACAGUGUGUUUGGAAUUGUAUUUUACACACUGCAGAUAGCCUUAACUUUCUCCUCCUCACCAGUCCUUGCCUCUCUACAGUUUUACAUGAGUGCCUUAUCCAAUGUGGCAUCAGUGUAUCUGGGAUAUAUCUUGUAUUUUAUCCUAAAGGACUUAUGUGUUGUCUGUAUGUCAACUUAUAUAACAAAUGCAGUCAUUCUAGUAGCUAUUUAUAACAAAAAUAAGGCCAUGCAAGAGGCCAAAAAGACUAAAGAAAAGAGAAAACAGAAGUGAAAAAUGUGGUGGAUAACAAAUGCCAUGGAUCAUGCUUAAUCAUUGCUUGAUUUUGUCAGCAUAAUGUAUAAAUGAAUUGGUUGUGUGUCAUGUAUCAUUGAACAGUAGAUGUAUGUAGCAAAUCAAUUUUUAUUGAAGUUCCUAGUACAUGUAAGUAUGUCCACAAAAAAUUAGCAUUACAUAUGCAGAACUGUCAUGUUAGUAACAAGGACCAGAGGCUAUAAUUUUUUGAUUUCAGAGCUAGACAGAGGCAUAUGAUAAAUGAUAUGUUGUCAUGAUAAGAAUUGUAUUUUAAGAUCACUUGAUCCAGACUCAAAUGAGCUAUUCUUAUUAUAAGUUAGUCAAGUGUCCACCUCUCAAGCCUCUUGAGACAUUUUCAACUUCUCCUGAACCACUGAGUGUCAUCUAAAGCCACAAAGCAUUAUGGGUAAAAAGACUUUAAAUUUGUUCAAUCAAAGGGCCAAGUCCUUUAUCACAGGGGAGAUAAGAAAUAAUAUAUGACCACUUGAAAUCACCUCAAGAACCAAUGGGGCAAGAAAGUCAAAAGUUUGAGAAAAGCUUCCAUGUGUAGUGUAAAUUAAAUAUUUCAAACAAUUCCAGAGGAUAGGAUUAGGCCACAACAAUGGCCCUAAAUUUUACACAUGAAUAUGUAGUUUAAAAAAACUUUAAAUAUCUUGUAUAACUUAGCUAUGUUUUGUCCAAUUAAUAUUCAUCAAAUUAAUAUGGAAGCAUCUUUAAAUGUGCUUGUAAUAUGUAUGUAAGUGAUGAUUGCAGUUUUUUUUUUCAAAACAUGACCCCAGGGCUAGAAUGGACCUCAUUUGAGGUCAACAGUUUAGAUUUAAUAUAGAAAAUUAGUUAUACUCAUGCACAGUGUGUAUAUUUAUAGAUUUUUUUUUUUAAAAAAAGGUAAAUAAAAAGCCUACAAUUUGUCAAAGUAUUUUGCAAACAUUCUUAUGCACAGUAUAACUGAAAAGUGAAGGCAUGUUUCUUUGUAGUCAGGGUAAUCAUAUUUGAAUGCAAAGUUUUACACUAAAAUUUUCUUCAUAGGUAAAAUCAUAUUCUGAAUGAUAAAAAGGAUGCAGUUAUUCAGUUAAUUCUAUUACAUUUGCAGUUACAUGUUUAUACAUAUUAUUUCAUUUUGUGCAAAUCAAAACCCCCUACCCCACCAACAGGCAGUAGGUAGGGGACAGUAAAGAGAGGUAAGAUGCAUAUUCAAGUGACAGGUGGAUAUGAUAUAUGUUCUGAAUAUGUAUCCACCCCAAGUGUGGUCACAGUUCUAGUGGUACAUAAGCACACUGGGUAUGUAUGCACACAGGUGUAUUUUGUAUACAGCCUUUGAACAAUGAGAAGUUUCAUUUAUUUAUUGAUUAGAAAGAGAGGAAAAUGGGACUCAGGAGAGCAUAGUGGCCAAUGGGUCUCUUUUCACUUCUUCAUACUGUAAUCAUUCAAUCAUGGGUUUCUCUAAGGUUUAGUUACUAAAGACUAAAUGCUGUCAUCAAUUGAUUAGAAUGUAUUUUGGUUCUGCAUGAACCCUAAGCAUAAGCAUAAUAAAGUACAUAGACAUGGUGCUUGAGCUCAAAUUGAAAGGAUGUCCUCAAAACUUUUACAUUAGUUUUACAAAGAUUCUACUUAAUAUACUGUGUUAGUAUUUUGUAUCUGCCAGUAUUUUCUUUGGAACAUGUAGCUAAAUCUUUAAUAAUCUUUAUGAUGCAAUAGAAAUGUGAUUAUAUUUGAAAUACAUUUACAAAGUAUAAAUCAAAAGUAUUUCAUAUCUUUUGUCAUCUUAUUCUCUUGCAUUUAACAUGUUUUGUAAGGGAGUGUUUUUUCACUGUCCAUCUCAAAUUCCUGAUUAUUGAAGAGGAUUAUGAAGAAAUAUUAAAAUGAAGCAUAGAUCUA